AGGUCGCCGGUGGAGACGGCGAGCUUCACGGCCCGCUCCUCGUCCUGCAGGAAGGCGAGCGCCCGGCCCAGGCGGGAGCUCUUUCCGCCCCGGUGCCUCUGCACCCAGAAGAGGCAGAGCAGGGCGACCAGGACCCAGCUGAAGCUCAGCCCCAGAAAAGAACCAAAGACGACACUUGGAAAUCUGAUGAACUAAAGAAGCAUCUUAAGUUGUCUCGAUCAGAUAGUCAGUCCAAAGACAGGCGGCAUCGAGAGAGGAAAACACGAGAUGGAGAUGGUAAUGAUCCUGAUGAGUACAGAUGGAACUUACAUAAGGAUCAAGAGAAGGACAGGGUAAAAUCAAAAGAAAAAGCAGGGGAAAGAUAUAAAUCAAGUGAAAGAUAUAGAGAUGAAAAGCGAGAGAAAGGAAGAGAAAAAGAUCAUCCCAGAGAACAAGAAAAAAAUAAGGGGGCUCAUGAAAAAUAUACCCAUGAAGGAAAACAUAGCACUGGGAAAGGUGGAGAAAGACACAGUGGUAAAGAAAGGGAGCAGAGGCACAGAAAAGAGGAUACCAAUCAAACGUAUGUGCAGAACACCAUUGAGGCUUCUGGGGAAAGGAAUGAAGGACACCAUAGAAGAAGAGACAGCAAAGAUCAUGCAGAUCAUCGAAAGAUGAGAGAUGAUGAAAAAGAGAGAAGGCAUUCAGAGAAAAAGAAUGAGAGAAGCAAGUAUUUGGGAGAUGUUUUAACACACCGUGAUGAAGAGCGAGAGCACAGACACAGAUCACACAAAGAACAAGAACUAUAUAAGGAGAGAAAGAGAAGGCAUAAAGAGAAGAAAGAGCAUGAACAUUCAGCUGUGGAAGCAAAUGAGAAGCUGUUGAAUGAAAGAAGCCUCCCUUCUGGGGAAGAAGAACUUACGCCCAGAAAACAUAAAGAGCGACCCAACCAGGAAGACAGGCAUCAUACAAAAAACAGUGAAAGAAGACACAAAGAAGAACAUGAAAGAAAGAAGAGAGACCACAAGCGCAGUGAACACAAAAGCCAUGGAAGAACCUCAAAGCCUGAAGAUGAAUCAGAUCAUCCACAUGAAAGGACUUCAAAAGAAAAAGAAAAGAGCCAUGGCAAGAGUGAAAAAGAUAAUUCCAGACGAAAACAUCACAAAAAUAAUGAGCUCUCAGCAGAAGGACUACGCCCGAAAAAGCAAAGAAGUGAAGAAGAAGAAGAAAAUGAAGUGAUAAAGGACAUCACUCAUCCCUCUUCUCAAAAUACAGAUUAUGAUAAUUACUCAGUAAACUAUGAAGAUGAUUUUGAGGAUUAUGAAGAUGAUUUUGAUGAUCUAGAUGAUGAAGAUGAGGAGGAGGAUGAAGAUAGUCAGCAGCAAGAAAAGGAAGAAGUGGAGGAAGAAAGAGUGAGAAAGGUUCCUAUAGCCAAGAACUCAGAAAUAGAAGAAGUUCAAAAAGCAAUUAAUGCUGAAAAUGAAAAAAUCGAGAGUUUCCUUCCAAAACAAAGAAUAAAUGAGAGUUUCCUAAAAGAAUGUGAAAAGGAACUGAAAAUUGAAAGGAACGAUUCACCGUCUAAAAGCCCUGCUUCUGGGAAGUUCAUUGAUUUCCAAACUGCCAGACAACGACAAAGUACCAGAAAGAUUGCCAGUGAGCAGAAGAAACGUAGUUUUGAGCUGCUUCGCCUUAUUGACCUGGACUUUUCAGUCAGCUUCUGCUUGCUGGAUUUGCCUCCAGUGCAUGAAUAUGACAUGUAUAUCCGGAACUUUGGGAAAAUAAACACCAAGCAGGCCUAUGUUCAGUGGAAUGAAGAUAACCUGGAUAGGGAUGUUCAGACUGAGGAAAUAGAGACUCAGGAAAAGUGGACACAGCAUCCUGGAGAAACUGCCCUAGUGUCUGGAGGCCCCAAGAGCAACAGUGAUGUAUGUGCCCUUACACCGAAGAUCAAUUCCCAGAGAUUGGCAAGUUUUUUGCGAUCUGCUUGUCAGGUUAUUGAAGUUUUGCUUGAAGAAGAUCAAGUAGCAACACAACCCAGACGGAAUCUAAGAUCACGGCCAUCUAGUCUGUCUAUUAGCGACAGAUGCUUCCAGUUAAAUACCGAUCUUCCUUUCCUGACUGGUCGAAAAGUGUCCUGUUUGCACAUCUCACAGGCUCAGAGGCAGGCUCUGCUAUCUGUUCAUGGAUUACCUAAAGAACUGAGUGAUUUACAACUGGACAGAAAAUACCUAAUCUGUGUGUGGAAUGUCUGGCAACCUUCUAGUCCACAGAAAAUUUUAUUUUGUGAAUCACAGGUGACAUGUUGCUGCUUCAGUCCCAUCAAAGCUACGUUAGUGUUUGCUGGAACAGCUGAUGGUUCAGUGCUGGUAUGGGAUCUCAGAGAAGACUCUAGGAUGCAUCACUGCAUGAAGGUCAAUGAAACAGACUGGACAUUUCGAUCGCCAACAUUUUCUACUGAUGGAGUAUUUACCUCAGUAAACCACAUGUGUCCUGUACUGACUAUUGAAACUAUCUCAACAUCUGUCUUCAAGGAGCAAAAUUGUGGGCUCUCCUAUCUCUCAUCUCAGGAAGAAAUGUUAGGACUUUCGUUUCAGAUUGCCUCAAUGGAUGAAAAUGGGACUCUCAGUGUGUGGGUAGUCAUCGAACUUCAGAAAGGUGAUUUGGCUGGCUCACAAAAUGACUUGGGCUUAAUUCCUGGAGGAAAAGUAAAGUUGGUUCAUAGCUCUACAGUUCAGCUGAACUGCAGCUUUUCCCCAAAAGAUACUUGGUACCUGGGAAUACCCCAAACACUAAAUAUUAAAUUUCUGCCUUCUAAUCCUAAUCAUUUCAUUGUUGGAACAGACAUCGCUGUGGUGAGUCAUGGGACCAGGCAUGAGCUGAGAGUUCCUCCUAAGUGGUUCAAACCCCAGCAAGCUGGACCAAGAUCAACCGAAGUCAAUGCAAUAGAUUUCUCCCCCUUUGGAAAGCCAAUAUUUUUGGUGGGCUGUUCAGACGGGAGUAUACGAUUGCAUCACAUGACUUCUGAGCUCCCACUCAUGCAGUGGAACAACAGCACCAUGGGGCAGGCAAUCGUUGCCCUCCAGUGGGCACUGACCAGGCCAGCCGUGUUCUUUGUUCUGGAUGCCAUGUCUGUGGUUUACAUUUGGGACCUCCUAGAAAAUGACUUGGCACCCGUAGCCAAGCAGCCUAUCCUGUCAGAUAAGGUUGUGACUAUGGCUGUACUGGGUGAGCCUGAAAAGCCCAGUGGUCUCCUGGGGAUUGCACUGGCCAAAGAAUCUGGAAUAAUAGACAUUAAAUACGUAAAGAAGAAAUGGGCAGUGCCUCAGCCAGAGGAGUCUGAGAAAUUAAACUUAAUUUUACAGCAGGCCUUGUAAAAUCCAGACAAAUGCCUUUCUGUGAAUACACAAAUAUGGGCACAUGAAUUUAGAACUAUUUUGUUAAUAUUGGGAUAACUGUUGAUCAGACAUCACGUGGUUAAAUAAUUUCCUAUUUUUUAUCCAUUUUUGUAAAUAGUAUUUAUUUUUAAAGUAUCAACACAGUAUUUGAGUUUGAGAUAAAACUAUUUUCAUCCACUAUAUAGAAUAUAACCAAUAUUUAUGAAAUGAUGACACUCAAAAGGAAGAUGUAAAUUGUAUGUAUAUUUAAUUCCAGAAAUAUAUCCACAUGCUAUAUGCUAUGCUUUGUACAUGAUUACAAAUAUUUUGGAAUAAAAAACUGUAAAUAGUCCUACA
Messenger RNA from Hemicordylus capensis (graceful crag lizard), 3707 nucleotides. It is a transcript of the gene DYNC2I1, whose product is annotated as dynein 2 intermediate chain 1. Gene Ontology annotation, cellular component: cytoplasmic dynein complex. Gene Ontology annotation, biological process: intraciliary transport. The coding region runs from base 651 to 3350 and encodes 899 amino acids. The record is from RefSeq and is a predicted model, not a curated record. Lineage: Eukaryota; Metazoa; Chordata; Lepidosauria; Squamata; Cordylidae. The transcript is spliced from 25 exons. Gene Ontology annotation, molecular function: dynein heavy chain binding; dynein light chain binding.